AAGCACCCUUUGCUUCUUUUUUUUCCUCCACUUCACUCCCCCCGGCAGAGUGAAAAUGGCGCAGCAAUUUGUGCAGACCAAAAUCAAAGGAGACAAAGUGGUGCUGUUCAUCAAGCCCACGUGCUCGUUUUGUAUCAUGGCCAAAGACGUUUUGUCCAAAUAUAAAUUCAAACCGGGACAUUUAGAGUGCAUUGACAUAAGCGGCCGCAGCGACAUGGGCAGCAUGCAGGACUACUUCCUGGAGCUGACCGGAGCCCGCACGGUCCCACGGGUGUUCAUUGGUGAGGAGUGCGUCGGAGGCGGCAGCGAUGUAGAGGCGCUGCAUAGGAGUGGUAAACUGGAGGGCAUGCUGCAGUCUAUUGGAGCCUUGCAGUGACCCUCUGAAGACCUGCAGGGUUUCGGCAUCCAGGUGGGGGUCACAUGACUAUGCAGCGGGACUUGCGUAGUUUGCGUCGCCGCUGCUGGUACUCGCUGAGCUCCUGCAGGUAGCCUCUGGACGGCCAGCGUAGCCUCUCCACCUGCUCACGCUCCUCCUCUAGAACACAUAAACACAAAGACAUAUCAUAAAAGUAAACUACCGCAAACACCGACUAUAGGAUGCUUUGCUGAUAAAACAGUUGCAUUAAGUAUUUACUAUACUUGGCACAUACUCACACAAACACAUACAGUAAUAACUCCUUGGACUGUUGCCAUGAACACGGCCAACAAGGCUGAAAUAUCUGAUAUGAUUUUGUUUACACCAACAAGCAACUGAAGACCAGUGGUGAUCAAUCAUGUGCUGUCUCUUUAUUUUGGCCUUUGACUUUCGCUUGUGCCCUUCAGUACCCGUCCAGUGAACUUUAAUGAGUUUUGUGUGUAUGACUAAUGAUGACAAUAAAAUGUGCUACUGCACCUUACAGGA
Molecule: messenger RNA, 901 nt
Organism: Thunnus maccoyii (southern bluefin tuna)
Lineage: Eukaryota; Metazoa; Chordata; Actinopteri; Scombriformes; Scombridae
Gene: glrx
Product: glutaredoxin (thioltransferase)
Exons: 3
Coding region: 56-376 (106 amino acids)
Source: RefSeq, a predicted model, not a curated record